Molecule: messenger RNA, 195 nt
Organism: Funneliformis caledonium
Lineage: Eukaryota; Fungi; Glomeromycota; Glomeromycetes; Glomerales; Glomeraceae
Source: the annotation of a GenBank genome assembly
AUGUCAGAACAAAGCUGUGAAAUUUCUUCCCCUUUGCGUUCUCUACUUUCUAUAAACUUGUUUGAAGACAAAAUAAGCAGUAAUGACAAGUUUGGACACAUGUUUGAUGAAAUAUCUAAUAAUACUAGUGAUAUAUAUUUUAAAGACUUUGAAGAAAACAAGGAAAAUGGUUGUGAAACACUUGAACAAGAUAAA